UUUUAGAGCGUUUAUUAAACAUUGAUUAUGCAACAUGGCGUCUACAUCGCUUUUAGAAAAACAAAACAGCGAAAAAGAAACAGCACAGAAUCUCAGUGAGACAGAAAAAAGCCCUGUAAAAAGUUCAAAGAAAGACUCUUCAACAGACAAUGAGAGGAGCUCUUCGGAACCUUCCACAUCAAGUGUGUCACCGAGCAGCAAACAAGACUCGUCAGAGAAAAAAAGGAAAUAUGAACCUAGUGAGGCAGAAAUAAAAGCAUAUAAGCACAAACGGGAAAAACAAGAGGAAGAAAGACUAAAAAUGCAAGUUCUGGUGUCCAAUUUUACAGAGGAACAACUGAACAGAUAUGAGAUGUUUCGACGAGCUGCUUUUCCAAGGGCCGCAAUCAAAAGGUUGAUGCAGUCCAUAACUAGGACCAGUGUGUCUCAUAAUGUUGUCAUAGCAAUGGCUGGAAUUGCUAAAGUCUUUGUUGGAGAGGUAGUGGAAGAAGCCCUGGACAUUAUGGAGAAGAAUAAAGAGACUGGACCUAUACAACCCAAGCAUUUACGAGAAGCUGUGCGCAGGAUUAGAAAAAGAGACAGUCUGUCAAAGUCCAAAAAAGUUCUACUAAACACCUGAUACCCAGAUCUGAAGGAUAAACAAGUUCCAGGGAUACAAAGUACUUCUGUGAUGAUUAAAGAAGUGAAGGAGUGUAACAGAUCCAGCAUUCAUGUCUUCUAUUGGCCUGAAAUUCAAUGUUGUUAUGUUGUAUAGUUAUAAUCAUGGUGCUGGCUGUGGUGAUAUAUAUUGAACUGCACUCCACUGUAUAGAUUAGUAAUGAGAGGUUCCCAGUUCCCAUUGAUUAUUUUUGGGUGGGGUGUUGCAUUAUAUACAUGUGUACUGAAAGUUCAGGAAUGUUAAAUUACCAAUGAAUGUUUUUUACUAGUUAGACUUUAGUACGACAAUUUGUGUUUGCAUUUUAUAUUUUUGAUUGAUUUUAAGAAAGACAUUAUUAAUUUGUCUAUGUAAUUAAACAGAACUGAGAGGUCUUAAA
Molecule: messenger RNA, 1034 nt
Organism: Saccostrea echinata
Lineage: Eukaryota; Metazoa; Mollusca; Bivalvia; Ostreida; Ostreidae
Product: transcription initiation factor TFIID subunit 11-like
Exons: 4
Coding region: 35-619 (194 amino acids)
Biological process (GO): RNA polymerase II preinitiation complex assembly; transcription initiation at RNA polymerase II promoter
Cellular component (GO): nucleus; transcription factor TFIID complex
Molecular function (GO): protein heterodimerization activity; transcription coactivator activity
Source: RefSeq, a predicted model, not a curated record